CAACGCGUUGCUCACAUGACAGCUAGAAACAACAAUGCUCGCCUCGCCGGUCGAUAUAAAGGUAUUUAAAUGCUAGGUUACAUGUUUCAAUCACUUUUACCUUCACGCCUUCUUUACCGUCUUUGGUUCAAAACUUAUUUACAAGUUUCCAGCACAGUAAAGAGACAAACAUCACCUCUCCACCCGGCUGUGCAGUGGAUCCAUUCUCAGCCUCAUUCCUGUGCUCGUCCAGCAGGACCUGGGGAGAACUAUGGCUUGGUGACAUCAUUUCACUUAAUAUCCGAGUGCCAUGCCGUCACCAAAUGGCUACUCCAUCAACUCGGCCUCUGUGGACGAGAGCGAGGACAGUGAACCCCUCAUCGGGAACGAUGCAAUGUUUGAGGUGGUUCUCACAGCGACCCACUGUCCAGACCACGCGCACAACCCUUGUACUCUUUGUGGACAGUCCAUCCCCAGUGCUGCUCGGCUCGCCUCAACCUGGCUUUCCUGAUGUUCCUUGGGUUCUCCGUGGUCUACGGCCUCCGUGUAAACCUCAGCGUUGCCAUGGUAGCCAUGGUGAAUACCACUGAAACCGAACCAGCCCAGAACACCUCGGUAAUCGGUGCCUGUCCAGCGCCAGCUGGGUCGGAAAACACCAGUGACCCCUUCCUGCAGCCCGCGGGGAUCCCCCAGUAUCCGUGGGACUCUGAGACUCAGGGCUGGCUGCAGGGGGCCUUCUUCUUUGGCUACCUGUUCACACAGAUCCCGGCUGGCUACCUGUCCGGUCACUACGGGGGGAGUGUCUUCAUGGGUUUGGGCGUGCUGGGCACCGCUGCACUCACCUUGCUCACCCCCCUGGCCUCCAGCAUGGGUGCAUACUGGCUGUUUGCUCUGCGAGCGUUGGAGGGCUUUGGGGAGGGCGUCACGUUCCCCGCCAUGAUGUCGCUGUGGGCUCGAUGGUCUCCCCCCCUGGAGCGCUCUCGCCUCAUGACGCUGUCGGGAUCUGGAGCCAGCUUUGGCGCCUUUGUGGCUCUGCCGCUCACCGGCUACAUCUGCCAGACACUGGGCUGGCCCGCUGUCUUUUACAUCUGUGGUGGUUCCGGUUGUCUGUGGUCGGUGUUUUGGUUUGCGUUCGCGUCAGAUGACCCUCGCACCAACCGGCGAAUCAGCAAAGAGGAGAGAGAUUACAUCAUAAACUCCAUCGGAUCACAGGGAACAGGCCAUGGCUGGUCGGUGCCUGUGCUGCCCAUGCUGCUGUCGGUCCCUCUGUGGUCCAUCAUCAUCACCCAGAUGUGCUCUAACUGGUCCUACUACACCCUGCUCACCUCCCUGCCCACGUACAUGAACGACAUCAUGCACUUUGACAUCAAAUCAAACGGGUUCCUCUCCGCUGUGCCGUAUCUUGGGGCCUUGUUGUUCUCGACGCUGUCUGGUGUCGCGGCAGACAGCCUCAUCGAGAGGAAGGUGUUCAGCAUCUCCGUCGUACGGAAGCUCUUCACACUCAUAGGUCUGUUGUCCGGGGCAGCGUUCCUCGUGGCUGUGAGUUACGCCGGCUGCAGCCACAUCCUCACCGUCACCUUCCUCACACUCUCCGCAACCAUAGGAGCAAUCACUGCCGCCGGAGUCUACAUGAACCAAAUAGAUAUCGCUCCACGGUAUGCAGGACUCCUUCUAGGAAUCACCAACACAUUCGGGACCAUUCCUGGAGUUGUUGCACCCAUCGCUACAGGAUACUUUACGGAGGACCGCACCAUGGCAGGCUGGAGAAAGGUGUUCUGGGUGGCUGCCGGGAUCAACGUCGUCGGUGCUAUCAUCUUCACCAUAUUCAGCAGUGGGAAGAUCCAGAAGUGGGCCGUCGUCGAGGACGACGGAGCGGAAGCCGAGAAAGACAGAAGCCAUUCCAACUCCACGUGAAAACGUGGAUAUUCAGACAAAGACAUCCGACAAGGUCCGAAAUAUUUGAACAUGAAUACUACCUCUUUAAAAUCUAUAAAUCCUGAAACACACUUAUCAAAUAUUAUGAGUGUGAGAGGUGUACAAACGGUAUCAGCCAAGAAUAGCAUGAUCAGGAAUAAUUUGAAUCUUAGUUUAUUUAUCAAUAAUACUUUGGAAGGUUUAUACUCAGGUACACAUUUGAAAAGAUUUUUACAAUAAUUCUAGCAAAGAGAUGAGUUUUAUACAUUGAAAUGUAUUCACAUUCUUAUAUUGGAAAAAAAACUAUACUGGACUGUAUUUACUAAUCAGAAGCUUUUUAUAGAAGCUUACAGGAGCAUAAAUUAAGGUUGAACCUUUUGUGUCAGACAAAUAUUCUAAAGUUGUAUUUUGCAAAACAAUACAUGGAACAUAAGCACAUGGAGCACUUUCGGUUGGAUCAAAACAAAUCCAUUUUUAAAACCUUUUCUUGCACUGUGAGCAAGAUGUGUGUAUUUUAAGGACCAACGCACAGGAGCGGUAUUAACGCCUUUACCUUUAGCUGCUUUGUUUACAGCUGUGACUGUUUCCUCAACCCUACUAGACUGUCCAUGAGGACACAGAGAGGCACUUUCAUCACAGAAAAAUACAUAGUUAUACUGAAUAGACUUUAUAAUGUUUCUUUAGUCUUCAGAAAAUCAAAGCACCUUUUGCCAAGAAUGUAAUGUGUUUUACUAAAAGUGAUUUCCUUUCAAGAUACUGUGGUAUUGCAGUGUUUUUAAUUCCUUAAAGGUUUAUUCAACCUCAAUUAUUGGUAUUUCUUUUUAAAUAGUAUUUAGUAGUAGUAGUAGUUAGUAGUACUUACUUUUUAAAUAGUAAACUGUUUUUUGCCUUCUUUCUGUUGCACUGCGGUUGUAAAGAUACAAUGUUUUUAAACACAAUGUGUUUUCCUACGCUGUGUUUUGCAAAUCUGAGACUGAACCAAAUAUGUAAACUGUGUCUAUUGUGUGAAGAAUCACGGAGCAAAACUAAAAGAUCUGAGUGGAGUCUGUGUUUUGAAAUGAUAUUGAAAUUAUAGAUGUUCCCGUUCUCACUAAACUAA
Molecule: messenger RNA, 2992 nt
Organism: Gasterosteus aculeatus aculeatus (three-spined stickleback)
Lineage: Eukaryota; Metazoa; Chordata; Actinopteri; Perciformes; Gasterosteidae
Product: sialin
Biological process (GO): transmembrane transport; monoatomic anion transport
Cellular component (GO): apical plasma membrane
Molecular function (GO): transmembrane transporter activity
Source: RefSeq, a predicted model, not a curated record